CCACAAGAUAGAUAGCGAGCCCCCUUGCUUCACCGCUGUCUCGCUUUCCUUCUCCCGUUCACCCCCCACCUGCAACAAGUUCCUCUCCCGUGGCAACGACUGGGCGACGCUUCCGCCGCCGCCGCCGCCUCCUCCUCCUACGCAGAUUCCCAGUUCUUCGCCGGUCCCUUCGCCGCGAAAGAGCAACCACUAGGCUAAAUCUGCGAGCGGGGCAUCUCCAUCAAGUGACUGGUGCUAAUUAUGCGAUCUUCAUGGGCUGACUCAGUUGCGAACGCCGAGGAAUCGGCGCCCGCGACUGCUGCUGCUAACGGCUCUGUUGUGACUCAUGGCAACUCGCGCCCCACGCGCAGCUCCUACGUGCCUCCUCACCUCCGCGGCCGGCCAGCUGGUGCCGGCUUUGACACCCAAGCGGGCCUAGUAGCACCGGCACAAGGUGGACCACUGCCCUCGGCUGCCGCACAACCUUCUGGUCAGGGUGCUGCUGUUGGUGGCCCUCGCUGGGCUGGCAUUGUGAAUGGUGGUGGUGGCAGCGUUGGUGCUCCUCGCCAGGGUUAUGGUGGUGCUGGCGGGGGCGGAGGACGUGGUGCUUGGAACUCCCGUCCUGGGGGUUGGGACCGCAGAGACCGUGAGCCCGAUCCUUUUGCCAAAGCUGAGGCUGAAGAAGUUGACUUUGAGGGCCAGGAGAAUACUGGCAUCAAUUUUGAUGCCUAUGAAGACAUCCCUGUUGAGACCAGUGGUCAUGACGUUCCUGCACCAGCCAACACAUUUGCAGAGAUUGAUUUGGGUGACGCAUUGAAUGAGAAUAUCCGGAGGUGCAAGUAUGUGAAACCAACACCAGUGCAGCGUUACGCCAUCCCAAUCUCCAUUGCUGGGCGGGAUCUCAUGGCCUGCGCACAGACUGGAUCCGGAAAAACUGCUGCAUUCUGUUUCCCAAUCAUCAGUGGCAUCUUGAAGUCUCCAAGGCCACAACAGAGGUCGCGGAGCUCAAGGACUGCUUUUCCUCUGGCUCUGAUCUUAUCACCAACUCGUGAGCUUUCAGUCCAAAUCCAUGAAGAAGCAAGGAAGUUUGCAUACCAGACUGGUGUCAGAGUUGUGGUUGCAUAUGGUGGUGCACCAAUAACUAACCAGCUGAGGGACUUAGAGAGAGGUGUGGAAAUCCUUGUGGCAACUCCUGGUCGCUUAAUGGAUCUGUUGGAGAGGGCUAGAGUCUCACUGCAAUCGAUAAGGUAUUUAGCUCUCGAUGAAGCUGAUCGUAUGCUUGAUAUGGGUUUUGAGCCACAGAUACGUAAAAUUGUUGAGGGAAUGGACAUGCCUCAACGUGGUGAGAGGCAGACAAUGCUGUUUAGUGCGACAUUCCCAAAAGAGAUACAGAGGAUGGCUGCGGAUUUCCUUGCUGAUUACAUCUUUCUUGCUGUUGGGAGAGUUGGUUCAAGCACCGAUUUGAUUGUUCAGAGGGUGGAGUUUGUCCUUGAUUCAGACAAACGAAGCUACCUCAUGGACCUUCUUCAUGCACAAAAGGCUAAUGGCACACAUGGAAAGCACGCUCUUACUUUGGUCUUUGUGGAGACAAAGAGGGGGGCUGAUGCUCUGGAGGACUGGCUUUUUAGAAAUGGAUUCCCUGCAACUAGCAUUCAUGGAGACAGGACACAGCAGGAAAGGGAGCAUGCACUUAGGUCCUUCAAGAGUGGAGCAACUCCCAUCCUUGUGGCGACUGAUGUUGCUGCUCGUGGUCUUGACAUACCGCAUGUUGCCCAUGUGAUUAAUUUUGACCUCCCUAAUGAUAUAGAUGAUUAUGUUCAUCGGAUUGGAAGGACCGGACGUGCUGGGAAAUCUGGUCUGGCGACUGCAUUCUUCAACGAGAGCAACACUACACUUGCAAGGCCGUUGAGUGAUCUCAUGAAAGAGGCCAACCAGGAGGUUCCUAAGUGGCUUGAGGGGUACGCCGCCCGUUCAGCCUAUGGAGGCGGAGGUGGUAGAAACCGCAGACAAGGUGGCGGUGCCAGAUUUGGUGGCCGUGAUUUCCGGCGAGAUAGGGGCAGUGGUGGAGGGUAUGGUGGUGGUUCCUUUGGAGGAGGUGGCGGUGGUGGUGGAUAUGGGGGAUCAUCAGGAUACGGUGGUGGCUAUGGCGGCGGCGGUGGCAGCGGCUAUGGUGGUGGUCAGAGUAUGAGUUCUUGGGACUAAACCAGACUCUAAGCGAAAAAUGGGUCAACCAUGAUCAAUUAGUCCCUGUUGGGUGGAACGAAUGCUUGGAAUUUGUUGCUUGACUUGACGAGUACGGUGUCGGGAAAUGUCCCCUUUGCCUUGGUUCUGGUUAAAUCUUGUGUUUUGUGUUGUACUAGGGAUUGGCUUAUGUUAUUAUCUGAAUUGGUGGGUUCUUCUACGCCUCAUGCUUGUGCUGUCUCUUUUCACGGAAUAUCUGUUUGCAUUUUAUAUCAUUUGUUUACUCCCAA
This is a messenger RNA of Sorghum bicolor (sorghum), 2450 nucleotides long. Its product is annotated as DEAD-box ATP-dependent RNA helicase 52B-like. Lineage: Eukaryota; Viridiplantae; Streptophyta; Magnoliopsida; Poales; Poaceae. Bases 241 to 2181 code for a protein of 646 amino acids. Gene Ontology annotation, cellular component: nucleus. Gene Ontology annotation, molecular function: ATP binding; RNA helicase activity; RNA binding. The record is from RefSeq and is a predicted model, not a curated record. The transcript is spliced from 7 exons.